AUGAAGAAGAUGACCGAAUAUGGGUCGACCCCAUUUCUUUUCUGGUUCUCUUUCUUGUGUUUGCUUCAUUCUCUUCCUGUCUACUCUGCCAAAUCCUCACAUCGUAGAUUCCCAUCUUUACUGAUAUCCCCAGAAGAAAAAAUAUCACUUUCUGCUCGUCAAAACCAACUUUACACAACCAAAUACUUCACCCAAGUCCUUGAUCAUUUCAACUACCCCAAGAGCUACGAAACCUUCCAACAUAGGUAUUUGAUAAAUGAUACGUACUGGGGAGGCGCCAAGAGCAAUUCUCCAAUCUUUGUUUACACUGGUAAUGAAGGUAACAUAGAAUGGUUUGCGGAGAACACUGGUUUUCUGUAUGAGACAGCUCCCCAUUUUAAAGCCCUCAUCAUUUUCAUCGAGCAUCGGUUCUAUGGAAAGUCUUUACCUUUUGGGGGCAAGAAAGAUGUGGCUUAUAGCAAUGCAACUACACUGGGAUAUCUAAGCUCUACACAAGCCUUGGCAGAUUAUGCUUCCUUAAUUAUUGAUUUGAAGAAGAAUUUGACAGCAACUGACUCUCCUGUAGUGGUUCUUGGAGGUUCCCAUGGAGAAAUGCUAGCAGCAUGGUUUAGGUUGAAAUACCCCCAUGUUACAAUUGGAGCUUUGGCAUCAUCUUCUCCCAUCCUCAAUUUUAAUAACAUAACAUCUCCAGAAAGCUUCAACAAUAUAAUCACUAAGGACUUUAUGAGUGAGAGUGAAAGUUGUUACAAAGUGAUCAAAGGCUCAUGGCAACAGAUCAAAGACACCGCAAAACAACAUGGAGGGCUUGAGCUACUCCAGAAAUCGUUUAAAUUAUGCAAGAAUAUUAUCAGCGUAGAUGAUCUUCAGAAUUGGCUUGAAUCCGCUUUUAUAUACACAGCAAUGACUGAUUAUCCUACUCCCUCAAAUUUCAUGACUCCUGUGCCAGCAUAUCCAGUUAAACAGAUGUGUAAGGCAAUAGAUAAUCCAGCAACAGGAAAUGAUACAUUUGCAAAGUUAUAUGGUGCAGUUACCGUCUACUAUAAUUACAGUGGCACAACUACGUGUUUCGAUCCUGAUGAUAACUCAGAUCCUCACGACCUCGGAGGAUGGGAUUGGCAGGCAUGUACAGAGAUGAUAAUGCAAACAAAUGGCAACGAUAAGGAGAGCAUAUUCCCACCUUCUGAGUCGCAAUACAAAGAUCAAGUCUCUUAUUGCAAAGAGGCUUAUGGCGUUGAACCUAGGCCUAAUUGGAUCACCACUGAGUUUGGGGGCCAUGACAUCAAGAGAGUUUUAAGGAGAUAUGGGAGCAACAUUAUCUUCUUUAAUGGGUUAAGAGACCCUUGGAGUGGUGGAGGGGUGUUGAGCAACAUUUCCAAGAGGAUAGUAGCAAUUGUUGCAAAAGAAGGUGCUCACCAUGUUGACUUGAGGUUCAAAACUAAUGAAGAUCCAGAAUGGCUUAAAGAUGUCAGGAAGCAAGAGGUCAAGAUCAUUGCAAAGUGGAUCUCAGAAUAUUAUCAUGACCUUGCUGAUAAACAUUAG
Messenger RNA from Fragaria vesca subsp. vesca, 1539 nucleotides. RefSeq names its product lysosomal Pro-X carboxypeptidase-like. The transcript is spliced from 10 exons. Gene Ontology annotation, biological process: proteolysis. Gene Ontology annotation, molecular function: dipeptidyl-peptidase activity; serine-type exopeptidase activity. Bases 1 to 1539 code for a protein of 512 amino acids. The record is from RefSeq and is a predicted model, not a curated record. NCBI's taxonomy places the organism in Eukaryota, Viridiplantae, Streptophyta, Magnoliopsida, Rosales, Rosaceae.